Messenger RNA from Oncorhynchus nerka (sockeye salmon), 3294 nucleotides. Its product is annotated as acetyl-coenzyme A transporter 1-like. Lineage: Eukaryota; Metazoa; Chordata; Actinopteri; Salmoniformes; Salmonidae. Gene Ontology annotation, cellular component: membrane. The record is from RefSeq and is a predicted model, not a curated record. Gene Ontology annotation, molecular function: acetyl-CoA transmembrane transporter activity.
GUUUCCAGAGGGCACAGCUGGUUUGAUGCCCGCGGCUCCACAAUGGAGCUAUCUGACUCAGUCACACAUAAGAACGGGCGGCAGAGGAAGCCUGCUGUCCCCCAGGGGGACAUGAGUGACGGGAAUAGGGUUCGCAACACCACCCCUGACCUGGAGGAGGAGGGGGAAGCGUUGCUUCGAGGAUCCGACACGGAGAACAACGGACAACCCAGUGUGCAGCCUGGGAUCAGAGGGGAGCUGGGGAACGUAUCUCUGCUGCUCUUCCUUUAUGUCCUCCAGGGUAUCCCUCUGGGCCUGGCCGGGAGCAUCCCUCUCAUCCUGCAGAGUAAGAACGUCAGCUACAAGGACCAGGCCUUCUUCAGCUUUGUCUUCUGGCCCUUCAGUCUCAAGCUGCUGUGGGCCCCGCUGGUUGACGCGCUCUACCUGACCUGGUUUGGACGCCGGAAGUCGUGGCUGGUGCCCACCCAGUACCUGCUGGGUCUCUUCAUGCUGUACCUGUCGGUUACCGUGGAUACGCUGCUGAAAAGUGAUGAGGGGCAGGGUCCUGAUGUGAUAACCCUAACGGCGGUGUUCUUCAUGCUGGCCUUUCUGGCAGCCACCCAGGACAUAGCAGUGGAUGGCUGGGCUCUGACCAUGCUGUCUAGGGAGAAUGUGGGCUACGCCUCCACCUGUAACUCUGUGGGACAGACUGCUGGCUACUUCCUAGGCAACGUGCUCUUCCUGGCUCUGGAGUCAGCUGACUUCUGCAACAAAUACCUGAGAGCAGAGCCUAAAGAGACUGGCAUCGUGACACUGUCAGACUUCCUGUUUUUCUGGGGCGUGGUGUUCCUGGUGUCGACCACGCUGGUGGCCAUUAUGAAGAAGGAGAACGCCAGGGGACAGCACGGGAGGAAGAAGGUCCGGGAGGAGACGCAGAGCGUCAUGGAAACAUACAAACUGCUGCUCUCCAUCAUCAAGAUGCCUGCCGUGUUCACCUUCUGUAGCCUGCUGCUCACUGCUAAGAUGGGUUUCUCUGCAGCAGAUGCAGUGACCGGUCUGAAACUGGUAGAGGCAGGUGUUCCUAAAGAGCAGCUGGCAUUACUGGCAGUCCCCAUGGUUCCACUGCAGGUACUACUACCUCUCAUCAUCAGUAAAUACACCGCGGGACCACGACCACUAGACGUCUUCUACAAGGCCUUUCCCUUCAGUAUGCUGUGUUGUCUCUACUACUAUACUAUAGUGUGGUGGACACUGUUCACUAGUUUAAAGCAGGAAGGGGUAUUCCCUCUCUACUACUACACUAUAGUCCUGUUCAGCUACGCACUGCAUCAGGUGGCGCUGUACAGCAUGUAUGUGGCCUGUAUGGCUUUCCAUGCUAAAGUGAGUGACCCAGUGAUUGGUGGGACUUACAUGACCCUGCUGAACACUGUCACCAACCUGGGGGGAAACUGGCCCUCCACCCUGGCAUUGUGGAUGGUCGACCCACUCACCUCAAAGGAGUGUCAGGGAGCUGCUGGGCAGAAAUGUGGCUCCCCAGAGGAGACGGGGCUGUGUGUUAAGGAGGGCGGUGUGUGUGUGACGUCGUUGGAUGGUUACUAUGUGGAGUCGGUGGUGUGUGCGUUGAUAGGACUAACGUGGUGGGUGUGGCUAGGGAACAGGAUGAGAAGGCUACAGGACCAGAGCCCUGCAGCGUGGAGGUGCAGGAUCGGUCAAUGACAACGUUCACCCAGCUCCUGACCCCAGCAAGGCCAAUCGCCAGACAGGUACAGUCUGAUAUAAAAGCUUCUGUCAGCUCAGCCUUUGACCCUGGCCUGAACAUCACUUCCUCUCUCUGAUUUCUGUUUUUCUGUCUUCCUCCGACUCUCUUUAUUUCUCUCCUUCUCUGAUGACUCUUCUCAGUGUCCCCCUUCUUCCCACCCUUUGCUCUGUGUAUAUAUUAUCCUUCAGCAGUCUGUCUCUGCGGUAACUGUAAUUGUGGUCCGGCCACCACAAGACUAUGGACCAUAACGGUCAAUAACCACAUACUCUCUUGGAGAGUCAAGAGUUAUAUUUCUCCUUGCAACGUCACAUCCUCACCAUGGCUUCUGUGGGUGCCGCUUCAACUAUGUCCCAUUGGAAACAAAAAAGGAACUAUUCUUCUUGCUAGGAAUAUUUACAGUAGACAUAGCUGCUCCUUCUCAAUCCACAUUGUCUGCUACUUAAACUAUUUCACUUUCUCACUGUUUAUUUGUGCCUUGCUCUGUUCUUCAAAGACUUGGAUUUUAAAGUUGGUCAGAUAUUUUUAAAAAGGCAUUCAUCAACGAACGGUCAUAAAAAGCAAACCACACAUAUAUGGAUGGUUAAAUAUGAACUUUGAGAUGUACAGACAAGACCUAGUUGAUAAAUAGAUCACGUUUCUGUGUGGAACAUGGGAGUCAGAAAUCACAUUUCUAUUCUUGAUGUUAAUCUAUUGUCCCUUUGAAAGAAAUGCCUAAAUUAUAACUACUGUUUUAAUAUACACUGAGUGUACAAAACGUUAGGAACACCUUCCUAUUGAGUUACUAUGUUAAACGUUCCUAAUGUUGAGUCCUUUUGCCAUGUUGACUCCAAUGCUUCCCACAGUUGGCUGGAUGUCCUUUGGGUGUUGGACCAUUCUUGAUGGGAAACUGUUGAGCGUGAAACUCAGCAGCGUUGCAGUUCUUUACACAAACUGGUGUGCCUGGCACCUACUACCAUACCCUGUUCAAAGGCACUUACAUUUUUUUUUUCUUGACAAUUCCCCCUCUGAAUGGCACAAACACAAUUCAUGUCACAAUUGUCUCCCGGCUUGAAACUCCUUCUUUAACCCGUCUCCUUGCCUUCCUUCAUCUCCACUGAUUGAAGAGGUGACAUCAAUAAGGGAUCAUAGCUUUCACCCGGUCAGUCUGUCAUGGACGGUUCUUAAUGUUUUGUAUACUCAGCGUAUGUCUCUAACUUUUUGAAUACAACAGUGUUUUCUCUAUAGCAGCAAGGUUGUGUGAAAGGGAGAAGGGAGUAAACCUGUAUCGGUUCUGUUUGGUUUAUGUCAUAGAAAAUGUUAAUGUUUUUCUGUUUGUUAAUUCUCAAGAGUUAUUUUUAUUUAUUUUGGGGCUCUAUUCUACAUCAGGCUGAACAAAAUAAUUUGCAUUGAUUCAUGUGUGGGACACUGAUAAAACAGAUUCUGUGUUUCUCCCUUAAUGUCUGCCCCCAACCACCUGUCCACAUUCAGAUGGGGCUCAGCUAAAGGUGAAAGUCAGGGUUGGUGUAUAAUGAGAUGAUCCUAGAUCAGGUUGUUCUCCUUUUGUGUGUGUGUGUUCG